Molecule: messenger RNA, 640 nt
Organism: Eucalyptus grandis
Lineage: Eukaryota; Viridiplantae; Streptophyta; Magnoliopsida; Myrtales; Myrtaceae
Product: glycine-rich protein 5-like
Exons: 1
Coding region: 125-625 (166 amino acids)
Source: RefSeq, a predicted model, not a curated record
AGACCCCUCCUCAAGCUAUAGACUCGUGCUCACUUCUAUAUAACUCCCGUCUCUCGUCCCUCCACUUCUCACCCAACAAAUCAAGAUCUCUCAAAGAAUUUGAUUAAACAGCUUCACAUUGAAGAUGAUCACUUCCAAGUUGCUUCUCCUUGUGCUUCUUGGUGCUCUAGUUUGCGCCUCUGGCUACUCUAGGGUGCUUUUGGGUGAAAAGGGGUCCUUCGAGGAGGAGAAAACCUUCUCCCACGGUCCUGGCUAUGGCGGCGGCGGCCUAGGUGGUGGAGGGGGUGGUGGCUUGGGAGGCGGUGGUGGAGGAGGAUUGGGUGGUGGUGCUGGUGCUGGCGGCGGUGCUGGUGGCGGAGCUGGCGCUGGUGGGGGACUUGGAAAAGGCGGCGGUCUAGGUGGAGGGGGUGGAGGAGGAUUGGGUGGUGGUGGUGGUGCUGGCGCUGGCGGGGGAGCUGGCUAUGGUGGAGGAGCUGGUGCUGGUGGGGGAAUUGGAAAAGGCGGUGGUCUAGGCGGAGGGGGUGGAGGAGGAUUGGGUGGCGGCGGCGGCGGUGGUAAAGGCGGGGGAGCUGGCUUUGGUGGAGGAGCUGGUGCUGGUGGGGGGUUGGAAAAGGUGGCGGUGUAGGCGGAGGGGCUGGAG